Molecule: messenger RNA, 1431 nt
Organism: Pseudozyma flocculosa PF-1
Lineage: Eukaryota; Fungi; Basidiomycota; Ustilaginomycetes; Ustilaginales; Ustilaginaceae
Exons: 1
Coding region: 1-1431 (476 amino acids)
Biological process (GO): cytoplasmic translation
Cellular component (GO): ribosome
Molecular function (GO): RNA binding; structural constituent of ribosome
Source: RefSeq, a predicted model, not a curated record
AUGGCCGCGGCGCUGCUCCUUCAGCGGGCCUCGCUGCGUGCCAUCGCCGCGCAGGGCAGCUCGUCGGCUUCGAGGCUAUCCGCCUUCCCCGCCGCCUUCUCCUCUCAGUCGCGCAGCCUCUCGUCCUCGGUCGCACAGGUCCCCGCAUCGCGGGCAGUCGCACGGGACCUCCGCCUCGGCGCCGCAACGGCCGCCGCAGCAGCAAAGGCCCCCGCCGUGCCCACGAGAAAGGAGCGGCGGCUGGCCAUCAAGAAGGAGAAAAAGGAACGGGCCAAGCGCGCUGCCGCCUCGACCGUCUCGGCGCGGCUCGGCGUCGAGACCAAGAGGCUCUCGCCCUUUGUGCGCAAGGACCGUCAGUUCAAGACGUUCAAGCCCAUCACCCGCUCCAUCCGGUGGCUCCGUAUACCGCUCAACGAGCACCUCUACGACGGCCGGCCCGAGCGCUCGCUGACCGUGGCAAAGAGGAACAAGGGAGGCAGGAACCACCACGGCCACAUCACCGUGCGCGGCCGCGGAGGCGGUCACCGGAGGAGGCUCCGCCUCGUCGACUUUUACCGCUGGGAGUCGGGCGACCAGAAGGUCCUGCGGAUCGAGUACGACCCGGGCCGCAGCGCCCACAUCGCCCUCAUCCAGCACAACCGCACCCAGCGCAAGAGCUACAUCCUGGCCCCCGACGGCCUGCGCCAGGGCGACACGGUGCGCAGCUACCGCAGCGGCCUGCCCUCGGACAUCACCUCGACCACCGUCGGCGUCCACGACGAGGAGGUUCCGCUCUCGACCGACCCUUCGGCGCCACAAACGGCGACGAGCUCGCCCACCUCUCCGGCCAGCGCGGCAGACGCCAGCGGCGAGGCUGCCGGCGCCGCCUCGCCGGGCGUGGGAGCGGGGUCGCAGCUCGACCUGGGUAUCUUCCGUACGCUCGCCAUCCGGCCGGGCAACUUUUUGCCGCUCAACCUGAUUCCGAUUGGCACGACGAUCCACUCGAUCACCCUGGUGCCCUUUGGCCCGGCCAAGCUGGUGCGGAGCGCGGGCACGUCGGGCCAGCUGGUUUCGUUUUCGGGGCGCAACGGCGCGGGCGACUCGCACGCCCAGGUGCGGCUGCAGAGCGGCGAGGUGCGGCUGGUGCCGUCGACGUGCUGCGCGGCCAUCGGGACGGUGAGCAACAAGGACCACCAGCACGCGCGGCUGGGCAAGGCGGGCCGCAGCCGGUGGCUGGGCCGCAAGCCCAAGGUGCGCGGUGUGGCCAUGAACGCCGUCGACCACCCGCACGGCGGUGGACGAGGCAAGUCCAAGUCCAACAUGCACCCGCGCUCCAUCUACGGCCACCUGGCCAAGUUUGCGCGCACCCGAAAGCCGGGCACCAAGAACGGCAACCAGAUGGUGGUGCGCGAGCGCCCGCGCCGCAACGGCAAGAGGCUGGGCAAGCCGUGA